AUGGAGACGAGCAAUCGCCAGAGCCUGUUGGAAGCGUUCCGGAAUGAAACACAUGCAACACACACUGUUGCCCUGGCCUUUCUCGAAGAGCAUGGUUGGGAUUACGAGAAGUCACUGAAGGGGUACAACGCUUGGAGAGACAAGGAAGCGGCAGCUCUACGAUCGGGGCAGUCCGAUGCACAAGAGCGCGGAAAAGACGCAGAUUUGACGGAUGAAGCUUCCAGCAAGCUGAAUGGUGAAGUUGAGGUUACACUACGUGCACCAGCAUACGCUUUCGUACUGCCAAAUCUGUUCGAGUUAGCAGCGGAUUUUCGAAAUUUCCUGGAGAAAGAUUUGAUUGAAACAGGCAGUAGGCGACACACUCUUUGGCGUCGUUGGCGCUGGGCCGAAAGUAAGUCAAAUUUGCAGUCAGGCCUUGUUCUCACUGAUGAAGAAUGGCAACGCGAAUGGGACAAUAUUCUGCAUAUGGCUGCAGCAACACCAAGGACACUUACGAAUUUCUCGGAGCAGGUAUAUGAGAGCCUCGAAUCAAUCCAUGUUUUCGCGCUUGCUCAUAUUCUCAAACGACCAAUUGUUGAACCUACUUUUGCAGUUGUUUCGGACACAGUGCUCCGUAAUGCAGCAGGUGAGGAGCUGUCGCCAAUUCCGUUCGGUGGUAUCUAUUUGCCGUUGGAAUGCCCAUCGGCUCAGUGUCAUCGUUCGCCGCUUGUGCUCUGUUAUGAUUCUGCGCAUUUCUCGGCACUGGUCACUAUGCGCCAUACGCCGAAUAAUACACUGCAACUUGUUUCGGACACAGUGCUUCGUAAUGCAGCUGGUGAGGAGCUAUCGCCAAUUCCGUUCGGUGGAAUCUAUUUGCCGUUGGAAUGCCCAUCGGCUCAGUGUCAUCGUUCGCCGCUUGUGCUCUGUUAUGAUUCUGCGCAUUUCUCGGCACUGGUCACUAUGCGCCAUACGCCGAAUAAUACACUGCAACCUAUUAUUCCGAUUACGGAUAGGAACCGAAAUCUCCUUCCGUUGCAUUUCUCGGUCGAUCCAGGACCUGAUUUUACAUGGUGGAAGGACUCGGAAGAUGCUGAAAUUGCGGCGCGUAUUGAACUCACAGAAUCGGAUAAACUUUCACUUAUCUGUGAAUAUAUGGACAUCAUCAAAAUUGAGAAUACUUGUGAAGGUGCCAGUGAGCAAGUGAGGGUUUCGGAUUUGCACAGUGCAAAUCGUGUUGUCGCCGCGCAGCUUCAUUCACAUGCACAUGAAUAUAUGGAUCAUAUGGUGGAGAGUUACCUGUGCUCAGCGCGCGAACGUUUCGAACAGUCAAAAAAUACGCCAGGAAUGACCUCUCGUCAACGUGCCAGAUUGUCGCAUUCGUUCAGUACUUCUUCAUUGUCGAUAACAUGUAUCAAUAAUCACUGCCAGAAGAGCGCCUCUCAGUCAACGAAUUUCCUCUGCGACGAUUGCUAUGAGUAUCAGAAGCAGCUGAUGGCUUCUUUCGGAUGUUCACAGCCAGGACAUUUGCGCUCACUCCGUUCGUGCCUUGCAACUGCUGCGCAAAACUCCUCAAAUUCAUCACUGCGCAAUGGUACCAGUUCCGUCAAAUCAAACACUAUGCCAUCCAUUGCAUUUGCAUCCUUCGCGACGACUGCUCCAGCACAUGCAGACGAAAAAGAUGGCCGGGAUGCGGUGCAUCGUACAUCGAUUUCGGUUGUUGCUCCUUCGUUUUCCAGUGAAUCACAAAAUUCUUGCACUGCUUCGAGUCCUCGACAUCAUUUCGGUGAACGUGUUGCGGCCGGUUGCGAGGGAAAUUCAUACGAUGUGUUUGUAGAGAUUCCAUCAGUUUUUUCAUCCUAUGAUUUGUAG
Gongylonema pulchrum is the source of this 1848-nucleotide messenger RNA. NCBI's taxonomy places the organism in Eukaryota, Metazoa, Nematoda, Chromadorea, Rhabditida, Gongylonematidae. The record is from the annotation of a GenBank genome assembly.